AAGAACAGAUAUCCAAAGCUGUGCACACAUCAGGAAUCAGUCAUUACAAGGAAUCUACAAAUCUGAAGAUAUUCAACAACACAAUGAAUACCAGUGACAGUGACGGUGACAUUGACACAGAAUGUCUGGAUAACAUAGACAAAUACAGACCGCUAUAUAUUUUCUUCUCGUCUGUGGUAAUGGUUGAGUUCAUUUUGGGAUUCCUUCUGAACAUUACCGUUAUCCAUGUCUUCAUCUUCAAGGUCAAGUUCUGGAAAUCUAAAACCAUCUACAUUUUCCUGUUCAAUCUGGUCUUGGCUGAUAUUUUGUUGCUGAUUGGUUUGCCUGUAAAGGCAUAUAACUUUCAGCAAUGCAGCGAAAAUAAGGUAGUUUGCAAAGUGCAGCUCUUUUUGCAGUUUCUGAAUCGAGGAGCCAGCAUUGCCUUUCUGACCGUCAUCUCCAUUUAUCGGUAUUUAAGUGUGGUUCAUCCUGAGAAGAGGAACGUCAUAAGGAUUCUGAAAAGAUCGCCUCAAAUUUCCAUAUUCAUCUGGGUGCUGCUUGGGAUUCUAACCAUUCCGGCGAUGAGGCAGAGCUUCAUCAGAUGCAAGAGCAAUGAAAACGACAACUUCGACUCAAUGGUUCUAUUGAGGGAAAUUGUGUUUUUUACCCAGAUUCUAAUCCCCUUUUUUGUUCUUGUGUAUUGUUCCAUACGGAUUAUCAACAGGCUUAAGCAGAAAACAGUGGGAGACAGGACGAAGCUCAAGAGAGCAAUGUUCCUUGUCACUUCAGUUGUUCUCGUUUUUGCUCUGUGCUUUUUGCCAUAUGCUUUUACAAGGGCAGUGCAGCUCCAGCGCAAUGGACUUGUUCUGUCCGAGGAAAAAGUUACUCUUGUUAAAGUAUUUGAUGGCCUUACUUGUCUCUCUUAUCUGAACUGCCUUCUAGAUCCAAUCCUGUACUGUCUGAGCAGCACAAAAUUUAAAAAGUUAUACGAGUCAAUAUAUUUCCCCUGUCUGUUGGAGAAGGAACAAUCAGAAACUUCAGAAGAUAACUCCCAAUGACUGAUCGAACAAAACUAGUGUCAAAAAGAUGCUUUGAAAAGACUGUAAAUUUCAUUCAAUUACUUAUGCAAAUGUGUACUUAUGGAUAAAUAAUGGAGAGUGUAUUGUUUGUAUUAAUUAUUGGGGGGUUGUCACCCCCUCCCCACCCCCAGGACUCUGCAUUCAUAACCUGAUUCAUGUUCUGUGAUUGCAGACAGCUGUCUGGUUUCUCUGUACUUCCUUAGGGGCUGUUCGGACCAAACAUGUUCUUGCGCUAAAAAUGCUAGUCUCAAGAAUUUCUUCUGACUUGACCCAGCAUCUAAAAACAACGUGGCUGCCCAGCGCGAGACGGUGAAAAAUCUGCAAGAUCAGGCGCAACAAUCAACAACAUCCAUCUAUCUCUAGUUUACAUAGAAAUACAAAUUGUUUGGUGUGAACGGACCCUUUUAAUGUGGGGAAUUUCUCUGUCAGGCACAGAGAAGGAUCACUUUCCAGGUUUUUACUUCGUUGUAGUCUAACAAAAUCUGCAUUUAUGUGUUUAUGAAUUUGUGUAUAAAUAUGUAGAUCAUACGGUAUGUUCAACUGAAUUUUCUUAAAACAACAUUGUAAAGUAUAAAGUAAAGUACAGAAUUAUACAGUUCACAUUUCCUCUAUGAUCCAACAAAUCAAGUUUUGCCAGUGCUCUUAUUAGUUGUCAGAGCCUCUGGCUCAUUUGAAACCUCACCAGAAUGUGGGCUUUCCUUCAAGGCAGCUGAAUUCUCAGUAAGGUUGACAGGAUCGGUGUAUGGAAAGCUUGAAUGUGUCUGGGCUUGCCAGUGUGCUAAGAAUGUGGGAGAAAUAUUCAGUCCUGAGGAGAAAGGAACAAAAUGAAAAGGAGAAAGAAACAGUAGUACAUUUGACUAUACUGUAUGUUAUAUAUGGUAGUAAGUAAAUACUAAAUGAGUGAUGGAGUUGGUGGCUAAAGUACACUGAUCAUUUUUCCUCAUCAAUAAAACUUUGACACCUAAAGAGAUGAAUAUCACUUUUGAAAUAUUGAAGACUCAAGUCAUAUCAGGCUUGAAUAAAGUUUUUUUAAUAUGGUGAUGGGCUUUCUUAUGGGUUCAAAUAUAGUGAGAUCACAUGGCCAGCCUAAAACUAGAUCAACCCCCUAUUAUGGGGCACUUUCACUCAAAACAUCAAGUAAUAAUUGUUGGCUGCAAGCAGAGCAUUUAUACAAUUGCACUGGACUGGUACCCAAAAACUAUUGCAUUUGUGUGAUGCACGUUUCCACACUUAAAUCAUACUUAAAAAUGUUUUUAAUAUAAUUGUAUUAGAUAAAAAUAAAUUAUGUUAGUUUUUUAUUUGAUUGUUUUUUAGAAUUAAUUUGAACUUUUCUAUGUGGUUUUCAUUUCAUUUUAAUGGAUGUUUGACAUCAGUUUAUCGCAAGUUCACACAGGUGUUCUAGAAACUCUAAUAAUAACUAUGGACAUGCUCUACAAAGUUUGACAAACAGAAAUGGUACAAAUACUUUCUGUCUUUACCUAGAACUUAUCUAUUGUUUUAUAAUUUGAUGCCUAAGAAUUUUUUUUGAGCCACAUGGUUUGACAUUUCAUUAUAUAAUGUGAAAACAUUCACACAUUUUUAGGUGUGUCAAAAUAGCAUCCUAUAAGCAUAAUGUAGAGCUUUAUCUAUUACACGUAUUACUUUUCUACAAAGUUUGCCUGAGGGAUGAUUUGUUCAAUUUAUUUGUAUACUUGCUACAGACAUCACCAACAACACAUAUUAUAGCAUACUUUGAGAGAAGAACUGUUUAUCGAUUCAAUAACACAUUUAUGGUUAAAAAAACAGGCUCUGUUGUCCAUAUAUAUAUAUAUAUAUAUAAACAUAAAUAGUGUGUGAAGCAAAAAAAUUGCAAAUUGCAAAAAAGUGCAUAAGCUCAUUUAUGAAUAAUGUAUAAGGCCAAAUGUUUGAUAACAUUUGUAAGCAUUUUCAUUUACAGUACAUAGUGCUUAACAGAUCAUUAGUUAAUGUUAGUUUAAUUAAUAAGUAAACAUGAACAAGCACAUUAUCUCAUAUUUCUAACUAUUUUAAUAUACAUGAACUAAUGAUCUGUUAAGCAUUAUAUAAUUGUUGUUAAUGAUUAAUUAAUGAAAGUUAUUAUAAAGUGCAAACAAAACACUUUGAGUAAUAGUUUUCUUUCCAGCUCCUUGUUUUCAUGAUAUGUACUGUAUGCGAGUGCGUGGAGCCACCUGGGCUGAUGAGAGAUAACAGUGCAUUCUGCUCCUGUAAAACCCUCUGCAGCUGUUUCACCUGAAGCUGAAGGAGCAAUUCAUUUUGGCCUGGAAUCUGUUCAGAAAAAGCAAGCUGAUUAGAUAUAAAAUCUAUAUUUCUACUCAAUACUGUUUAUCCUGAUUCAUUAUAAGUAAUAAUGUACAGUAUAUCACAAAAUCCCUUUGAAUUUCAUCUGAAGAGUCAACUGUAUGUGGUGUUACACAAUAGAUGUCUCUUUAUAAAUAAUCAGGAUAAGCUUUAAUCUAUUUUCUGUUUGAAGAGGAUAUAUAAAUUGGUGGAAAUAUUGUAUGCAAUGGUUGGUCUGAUCUUUAAGAAUUUAGGCAAUGUCCACUCUAAUAUAUUACGUUAUUGAUAUCAUUUUACAAAGUAUGCACUGUAAAACAAAAAUCCUGUUGUUUUUACAAAAAUAAACUGGCAGUUGUGGUUGCCAGAAUAAUUAUGUAAAAAAUACAGUAAAGAUUUAAACAACUUAACAGAUUUAAAAUGGUUGUAAUUUACAUGACCACACUGGCACUGUAAAAAAAAAGAAUUCUGUUAAAUUUACAGUAAAUACAUUUCAUAAACUUGAUA
Molecule: messenger RNA, 3857 nt
Organism: Xyrauchen texanus (razorback sucker)
Lineage: Eukaryota; Metazoa; Chordata; Actinopteri; Cypriniformes; Catostomidae
Product: 12-(S)-hydroxy-5,8,10,14-eicosatetraenoic acid receptor-like
Exons: 1
Coding region: 84-1037 (317 amino acids)
Biological process (GO): G protein-coupled receptor signaling pathway
Cellular component (GO): membrane
Molecular function (GO): G protein-coupled receptor activity
Source: RefSeq, a predicted model, not a curated record